CGUCAAAAGCAAUCCCGCCGCCCACCUUUCCCGCCGGCGGCGAUCACUUCCACCUUCCAUCAAAGAAGCUGAAAUAUAGCAAACCAAGAUGCAUCAGAGAAACGCUGCAUCCGGGCGGCCCACCGGAACGGAUGGCUCAGACUUCUCUUACCGCAUGGUCGUCGAUUCCCGGUAUCAAAAGGUAGCUAAAACAAAGUUGGUCCUCCGAAAAUUAUUCAUUUUGCAGGCUGCCCUUCUAGUAAUAGGACUGUUUUUACAAAUUUUUCUAUCAACACAAGAGGAUUCAGGUCCCUGUGAGCUCGAUAUUGCUGCUGCUGCUUUUGGCCUCGUUUCCUUGAUAAUCGGAGAAUUAGGUCGGAGGCGCAGCCAGGUGGGUCUCUUGAGAUUCUUCAUGGUCGUGUCAUCUUUUGAUGCAGUGCUUUGGAUGUAUUGUGCUGUUAGGAGGAAUUCAAAAUUAGGGACAGCAGAAAACCCAAGUCACUGGCAAGGAGUGUUUGAACUUCCUGAGAUAGUGAGUGCCCUAUUGGGACUGCUGUUGCAUAUGUUUAUCCUUGGAUACACUAUUCAUCUCAUUCGCAACAUGUCUCCCCCAAAGAGGGCAUCUUAGUAGUAGUGGUAGAAAUCCCUUCCUAUGAGAGGGUCUUGAGAGUUUUCCAUUGUUCUUCAUUUUUGUGUUCUUUCCUUUAUUAACUGUUUCAUUCUAUUCUUAGAAGUUAGAACUUUCCACAACAAUAGUUUCUCUCACCUCAGCAAUGUGAGAGCAUGUACACAAGAUGUCUCUUAAGUCUGUGGAGAUCUCUGUUUUACUUGCUAUGAGAAAUCAGUACAAAGACAGAAGAAAAGCAUGUCAGGGAAGUAGGAACCACAAACCAAAUUCUAGGUAAUUGCUAAUGGAGAAAAUCUUCUCCCAGCAACUACCUUACAUGAAGAAGUGGCUUUGUGUGUUUCAUCACUACGACAUGCUUUAAUUAAUGCGGAUUUAAUGUAGCCAAUUGGAAAAGGAAAAGGAACAAUUUGUCUAAGAAUGUUUGGUUUUGUUAUGUUAUUUGCUUCUGGACCAGAAUGAAUUUAACGAAGCUUC
Rubroshorea leprosula is the source of this 1081-nucleotide messenger RNA. The record is from the annotation of a GenBank genome assembly. NCBI's taxonomy places the organism in Eukaryota, Viridiplantae, Streptophyta, Magnoliopsida, Malvales, Dipterocarpaceae.